Molecule: messenger RNA, 2184 nt
Organism: Prionailurus viverrinus (fishing cat)
Lineage: Eukaryota; Metazoa; Chordata; Mammalia; Carnivora; Felidae
Gene: FAM107A
Product: family with sequence similarity 107 member A
Exons: 5
Coding region: 276-710 (144 amino acids)
Biological process (GO): actin filament bundle assembly; actin filament polymerization; regulation of actin cytoskeleton organization
Cellular component (GO): synapse; neuron projection; stress fiber
Source: RefSeq, a predicted model, not a curated record
AAGAAGCACAGAGACAUAGCCGCUGGUGACGUCCAGCGAGGUAUCCCACUGGCGGGCGAAGGGCAGGAGAGAGCCAAGGGAGGGGAAGAAUAAACAGGAAUGCAAAGCUGCCUCACUCGCUCGUUGGCACGUUGCAGCCGCCUGCGAUCCCCAGGGGUUUAAGAACCGCCCUUCAGAGGCGGCCCUCCGUGCUAGCCUGGGACUUCCCAGUGGAGAGAGGGACCCAGCCACACUGCUCCCGAGGUCCCUUCCUGAAGACGCAACUGAGAACGUCAAUGUACUCGGAGAUCCAGAGGGAGCGGGCAGACAUCGGGGGCCUGAUGGCCCGGCCCGAGUACAGAGAGUGGAACCCAGAGCUCAUCAAGCCCAAGAAGCUGCUGAACCCUGUGAAGGCAUCCCGGAGCCACCAGGAGCUGCACCGAGAGCUGCUCAUGAACCACAGAAGGGGCCUGGGCGUGGACAGCAAGCCAGAGCUGCAGCGAGUCCUGGAGCACCGCAGGCGGAACCAGCUCAUCAAGAAGAAGAAGGAAGAGCUAGAAGCCAAGCGGCUGCAGUGCCCCUUUGAGCAGGAGUUGCUGAGACGGCAGCAGAGGCUGAAUCAGCUGGAAAAACCACCAGAAAAGGAAGAGGAACACGCCCCCGAAUUUAUCAAAGUCAGGGAAAACCUGCGGAGAAUCACCACGCUGACCAGUGAAGAGAGAGCGCUGUAGAGCAGGCUGUUGAAACUCCAGCCUGCGCCGCCCACCCCUGGCCCCCACACCCUCCUCCAGCCCUUCUGUAUCUAGCAUUCCUGGCCCCAAGCCUGGGGACUUCUGCGAUGUUCAUGCUUGCUCUUGUAAAAAUGCCCCAGAGGGCCUGGGCCCUCCUUCCCGCCCACCAAAAGCUGGGACCCAAGCUUUUCCUUCUCAGCACUCACUGCUUCUGCUCCAAGAGGAAGCUACUGCGGGGGAAACUUUCCCAAGGCACUUCUCCUUGAAGGGGCUUCUGAGCUCUGGGGAGAUCUUUCUGGCAGAAUUGAAUAAGGAGAGACAGGCACCUCUUUGGCCUGACCAGCCCUCCAUUUUGCCCAGGCCCCAUGGGGCCCUGCUUCUCUGGGCAGCCCAGCUCCCAGGUCUCAGAAAACGUCCUUGACUGGGGUUUUACCUGCAGCCAGGUGUGGGGCAGCUAAGUAGAGCAUCUCAGAACACCUGCCUUGAAAGCCAGCUGAGGGGAAUAUGGUUCAAGGGUAGCUGUCCUCGGUGAUGAAGGGCAGGGUAGCCCACAAGGUGGCCUUGGGGGUCAUGUGAUGCCAGGUUGCAAGAGUACUAACCAGGACAGCUUCUUAGAGUUUGCCAGCUUCCCCCACACCCAUGCUUUUUUUUCUCCUCUCCGCAGCCUCCCUGCCUGGGCCUUGUAACCACAUCUAACCAGGGCUGCAGCCUUCCUGCUCCCAGAAAUCUAGAACAGUGCUUCUCAAACUUUAUUGUGCCUACAAAUCACUGGGGAUCUUGUUACAAUAUGGCUUCCGACUCAGUAGAUAUGGGGUGGGGGCUGGGACUCUGCAUGUCUCACAAGCUCCUAGGCUGCUGGUCUGACCCCUAGGCUGCAGGUCGAGCAGCCAGGGGCUGGUAAAUACUGGAAACAUCAUCCCUGAAGCCACCUCUGCCCCCCCAAUUGCCAUGAACCUUUGCCCUGGGGGUUCCCUACCCUGACUGUGGAGCCCCAAGGGCUCCUUAUUGCCCACCCCAUUCCAGGGACCCCAGGCCUGGGAAGACAUUUGCCUAGCAAAAUGUGUCAGUUAUAUAACUGUCGUUGUCACUGGAGAUGUAUAUAAUUGCCAAUCUGCAUUUUCUUACCACGUUGUUUUGAUGUAAUUCUGGCCAAAAAAAAAAAAAAAGAUUGUUUCUGUUUUACCUUUUCCUGAAGCCUAUGGAGAGCAAAUAUACAGUGAUUUCCAGUGGGCUUCUGGAAAUCCAAACCGUGGUUUGAAGACCCCACUGCUACCCUUACAGACUGGCUCCUUUGAGUCCCCAUUUCCAGCCUCUGCGCCCACUCUCUACGUGGUCUCUACCACCCAAACCGGCCUCAGUGAACUCACCCGUUCUUCCUAAAAACUCCUCCCCAUACGAGACCAAAUGUUUUAACCUUUUGCCUCUAUCCCAUUCUGAAAGAUUUAUAGAAUAAACCAGCCCUGCUUUUCCCUGC